AUGUCGAUUCCACCUUCUGAGCGAAAAGCGGCGAGUAAACGUGUCGAUGAUGCUGCUGAAAAUUUACUAUAUACGCUUUUUUCCGCUUUGGAACGUGGCCGAUUCGAUGAUAUUGUGGACGAAAGGAAGUUGUACUACCAGUUUGGGCAAAAAGCUAUUGAUAUUACCAAAUUUCGUCAUUUCCUGAUACGGCAUCAAACUUUAAUUUCAAUUCACGAAGCUACCAGACUCACUGCUAUUUCCAAUGGUACUGUCAUCCGUCUCGCUGUUGUUAAGAAUGAUUGA
Gongylonema pulchrum is the source of this 285-nucleotide messenger RNA. NCBI's taxonomy places the organism in Eukaryota, Metazoa, Nematoda, Chromadorea, Rhabditida, Gongylonematidae. The record is from the annotation of a GenBank genome assembly.